UAUUCUGGAAGGUGCUGCCCGGACUAGCCGGAAGUCACCGGAAACGGCCAACAUGUAUCCCUUGAAGUUUAUGUUUGUAAGCUAGUGUGUAGCCGACUGAAUUCAACCACUUUGUAUGCCGAGCUACAAUGAACAGCUGUAGAAGAAUAGCCUGUAGGGAGUGGAGGUCCGGCCUGAACACUGUCUUCUCUAGGGUCACAGCUCCGUCCCUCUGCCGGAGCCAGGCCACAUGUGCUGCUCCAGACCCCAACACGGGAGAGAAACCCCGGCUAAGGGCGAUCGACCUGGCGAAGGAGGUCCAGAAGGAGACGACGAAUACCCAGGCUGCCGGACAGAGGACGAAGACCCGGGAGGCGGGACAGAGGACGAAGCCGGAGGCGGCUGAGGCAGCAGCUGCAGAGAUCCCUCCUCCACUGUCCGGGCAGCAGAAGCGGGUGAUGGAGCUGAAACGGUUCAGUCUGCAGCUGCAACAAGUUCAUCCCAACGUUUUGGCCAAACACCUGCUCAGAAGCGUGCUGUACCAAGACAAUGAUGUGGUGAUCACCAACAAACCUUAUGGAGUUCCUGUCAGAGAGGAAUGCGGGGGAACAUCCAUCUCCUCUGUGCUCCCUGUUCUCUGCAAAAUGAUGGAUGGGAUGAAGAUGAAGUCUGAUUCUCAACUGAUCCCAUGCCUGAGGCUGGAGAAAGAGACCACAGGAGUGCUCCUGCUGGCCAGGAGUGAAAAAGUAGUGCAGCACAUACUCAACCUUCACACAAAUAACCAAGUGCAGAGGAAAUACUGGGUCGUCAUAGUGGGUGUACCUGUUCCAUCUGAAGGAGUGAUCGACAUCCCUAUCAUAGAGAGAGAGGUCCCAGGCCCUCGCCCGCACUACAAGAUGGCCCUAAGUCCUCUUUUCAGAGUGAAUGAUGCAGGCGACGGUGUGACCAAAGUCCGCGCCCAGCGGCAAGCCCACCCUGCAGUGACCAAGUACAAAGUGUUGGACAGCGGCAGUGGCUGCAGCCUCGUGGAGCUCCAGCCUUUAACUGAAGUGAAGCACCAGAUGAGAGUUCACAUGGCACUUGCUCUGACAUGCCCCAUUCUUGGAGAUCACAAAUAUUCCCACUCAAGCAAACUGGCGCCUCAGAAAUUACCAGAGCGUGUGCUGGUAAAGCUUGGACUGGAGCAAAGCAAGGUCCGGCAUCUUCCUCUUCACUUGCUUGCUCAACAGCUGACGCUGCCAGGAACAAAAGAAGAAGACAUCAGUGUGACUUGUCCCCUGCCUAAAUACUUCAAACAGACGUUGAAUCGACUGCGUUUAGAGUCGUCUGAUGAAAAGGACCAGAUAUAACCACCUUUUAGUUUUUUUGUUAGCAAUCCAAGUGAUGUCUAAAUGCAGUGAGCAACAGGAGUGCACUAUUUAAGUUAAAUGGGAAAUUAAAUUAUAUCAAGCUUGGUAAUUGUGAGGUGAUGCAAAAUUAUCAAACGGAAAAUGUACAGUGAUAUACAACUCAUUUUUUAGUAAUAAACAAAUGAUGCAGAACUGUA
Molecule: messenger RNA, 1525 nt
Organism: Eleginops maclovinus (Patagonian blennie)
Lineage: Eukaryota; Metazoa; Chordata; Actinopteri; Perciformes; Eleginopidae
Gene: rpusd4
Product: RNA pseudouridine synthase D4
Exons: 6
Coding region: 129-1328 (399 amino acids)
Biological process (GO): enzyme-directed rRNA pseudouridine synthesis
Molecular function (GO): RNA binding; pseudouridine synthase activity
Source: RefSeq, a predicted model, not a curated record